UGUUAUAAUUCCCGACGUCUGAUUUUUGUCCAUUUAUUGUUUUACGUAGAGACUGUCCGGUUUGGCCAAUGAACAUGGCAGAGGGGCAUUGCUGGCACAUGAUGGCAUAUAUCACAUUAGCUGCUACUCUGAAACCUAUUCACAGAAAGUUAUUUCUUCCGUCCCUCUAACUCCCUAAACACACACACCAUACACAUAUUUACAUUAUAUGUUCAAACACCAGGCUACUUAUCAGACCUCACUUGCAAAACUGCCACCAUGAAGAUAUACCAGCCCAGGCACAUGAUCCACUCGGCUUCCCCUAACGACAAUGGAAAUACUAACGAGAUCCCAUCGCCCACGUAGAAGAAUGAAAGAGGGAUCAGGCCCGUGGCUGAGCGGAAUGCUGCCAGGCUGGGCUACACACACACACCACGCCACCGGCCUAACGGGCCAGGGUCCCUCAGCCAGCUCCGCAGAGCGGCAUCUCAGGGGGACCGGCGCGUCCGAGGUCUGGGCGAGCCGGGGAACAGGGUGUCUCACGGGGCUGGUCAGCGGAGGACUCAGGGGCUCUGCUGUUGCCAAAAUAAUAGGCAAUAAUGUAAAAAAUAUGCAAAAGUUUGCUUCCACAGUGAAAAUGUGGGUCUUUGAGGAAAAUAUUAAUGGGAGAAAACUGACAGAUAUCAUAAAUAAUGAACAUGAAAAUGUAAAAUAUCUCCCUGGAUACAAGCUGCCAGAAAAUGUGGUUGCCGUUCCAAAUCUUAACGAAGCUGUGCAAGAUGCAGACUUGUUGGUCUUUGUCAUUCCUCACCAGUUUAUUCAUAAGAUCUGCGAUGAGAUCACAGGACGGGUACCAAAGAAAGCUGUUGGGAUAACGCUCAUUAAGGGAAUAGAUGAAGGCCCAGAGGGACUCAAGCUGAUUUCUGACAUUAUUCGAGAGAAAAUGGGAAUAGACAUCAGUGUGCUGAUGGGAGCUAACAUUGCCAAUGAGGUAGCAGCAGAGAAGUUCUGUGAAACCACAAUAGGCAGUAAAAUCCUGGAGAAUGGCCUUCUUUUCAAAGAACUCCUGCAGACGCCAAACUUCCGAAUAACUGUAGUAGAUGAUGCAGAUACUGUUGAGCUUUGUGGUGCUCUUAAGAACAUUGUGGCAGUGGGAGCCGGGUUUUGUGAUGGCCUUCGCUGUGGUGAUAAUACCAAAGCUGCUGUUAUUCGACUUGGCCUAAUGGAGAUGAUUGCUUUUGCAAAAAUCUUUUGCAAGGGACAGGUGUCUGUUGCCACUUUCCUGGAGAGUUGUGGAGUUGCUGAUCUGAUCACAACGUGUUAUGGUGGCCGCAAUCGGAGGGUGGCUGAAGCAUUUGUUAAAACUGGGAAGUCCAUUGAAGAACUGGAGCAAGAAAUGCUAAAUGGCCAGAAAUUGCAGGGACCACAGACUUCGGCAGAAGUAUAUCGUAUCCUGAAGCAGAAAGGAAUGGUGGAUAAGUUUCCACUGUUCACUGCUGUAUAUCAAAUCUGCUAUGAAGGGAAACCUGUUCAAGAAAUGAUAUCCUGCCUUCAGAGUCAUCCAGAGCAUAUGUAAAAUGAAUUGUGCAAUUAUACUAAUGCAGCUUCCGCCUUUCAAAUUCAUAUUUGGGUUCAAGUGGAUGUAAGCAUAAGCUUCAUAAGAAGCUGCACAUUAGGCAACCAUGUGAAUGUAUAUGAAUUUCUGUAGUUUUUUGGACACAAUUUAACAUUGUAAUGUACUGUCAUCUUGGUGUCUAUCAUUUUACUGGCUAAAAAGCAGGUGUUUUAAGAUAUACAAUGCAAAACUUGCACUAUAUAUAUAUAGUAUGCAUAAAAAUAUGGAUGCAUCUAUUGUAUUUCUACAGUACAAGAUACAAACAACAUUUAGUAAUCUUUCAUUCUGAAAUUCCUCUCUCAUUAAAGACCCAAUCCAGUGCACACUAGAGUCAAUGGAAAGAAUCCCAUUGGCUUCAAUGGGAAUUGGUUUGGGCCCUGAUAGCCCCAGUAGUGUAAGCUAUGUCUACUAAACUUGAUUUUAUUCUGUAAUACACAUCAAGACUUUUUACAUGUUUGCAUGCUUUUUGGAGAUAGUCAUUUUAAGCAAUAUUAAUGAAAAGCUAGUUGUAGCAGUUAUUCAAGGAGGGAGCAGUGGAAUAGCAUUUUAACUAACUGCGUUUAACAGUAUCAUAUGAUUUUUAGACAGUCUCAAAAUAUCAGACUAGUUUAAAUCAAUUUUUAAAGGGUAUUUAAUCUUUUAAGUGUAACAUAUUUUAAAAGGGUACAUUACCUCCCCCUCAAUUUUUAUCCCUUUCUGCUUUUAUUUUUGUAUUUCUGCAUUUCUAUCUUUCUCUUGCUGUUUCCAGGUAUUAAGCUGUUCUAGAAUUCUAUUAGGAAGGACAAGCAGAAGGAUUUUACCAGCACAGACUCUAGUAUAGGGGCCCUGAGGUUCAUUCAUGUGCUGUGUGAUUCCAUUUAUUUUAUUUUAGGCCCAUUCUUGUGCUAGCCGCUGCCCAAAACUGUCACGCUCUUCUAGCUUAACCUUCAGCUGCAUACCACACAUGGAGGGAUUUCCCAGUACUUCAAGUUUGUGUUGUCUGUUGUCAAAUGAACUGUGCUCCUUUAUGCUAACUGCAUCCAUUUCAGUGCCUGCCAGUGACUGAUGUGUCAACUGUUCUCUAUUGACUUGAUCCAACUUCUACUGAAGUAAAUGAAAAAGUUCCCAUUAUUUAAUUUGAAAGACUCUUGUGGGGAUUGGAUCAAGCCUUUUCUGACCAAUCUGUCUGAAAGCUUCUCAGAGGCCAGGCUGCCUCUCUCUGUUCCCUUUAAGGAAGGAGGGACUGGAAAGGUUAUGGGGGAGGUCAAUUUGAAUGCUUCUGUUGCACAACUGUUGGGGUACUGCUGGAAUAUCCUUUGUAGGAACAUUUUGAGGAAAGGUGGGGGGAUGGAUGGAUCUUUCUGGCCCAUGAGUUUAUUUUGUUUAAAAGAAAAAAUGAAAUCUAGCCUUAAGGAUCAGGCGUAUGGCUAGGCAUGUGAAGGGACAACCCAUAGUUGAGAUCAGAGGAAUAAGGUUUGUCUAGAGACUAAUAGAAGCCAGCACUGAGCUAAUAAGAGAAGUAUCUUGCUGUUUGGAAUACAGACUCCUAAUCCCUGAGCAAGAUAUGGAUUGAUCACUACUUGCUGUUACCAGCGGUGUUGUUUACAGGCCAAGAGCUUUGAGCAUGAAAUCUUUAUGAAGCUUUAAGAUGUCAAGGUAUAGGCUUAGGAGUAUCAGUCACCCUUGCUUAAAGUGCAUUAUAUAGCUUUGGAUAUUUUUUACUCUGAAAUAAGAAAGAGCAGUAAGGCACCUUCAUGUAAACAAAAAAAUAUUUCCGAACAGGGGCUGGCAUUUUGCAUAUGCCAAACCAACCAUUAUGUUUUAAAUUAUUUUUAGAAGAUCAUGUGAAUGUCUACAGAUAUGCAGGGCUACAAAAGAUCAUUUUAUUGGGGAUGUUUUGCCUUAUUUUUCUGAACAUGGUGCUGAAUAAUGGAAAAGGUUGGGGUUAGUUUGAAAUGUAUGGGGCAGUGGGAUUUUGAGAAUUAAAAUCUCUGAUAGAACUGAUCUGUGAGAAAUUUGUGCUCAGCCCAUUUAAAGAACAUUUUAGUAGUUGGAAACAUUGAUAUAUUAACGCACAUAUGAAACAUACACUCCCCAUUAUAGCAUAACUCGCAGUGGGUUUGCUUAUGUUAAAUUAUAUUUUUAAAAAAUCCACCAAAUUGGGUGGAUUUGACUUUGUAUUUUAUUUUUACAUAUAGUAUGUAGAAUAAUACAAUUUUGUAAGAUACAUAAAGGGCUAUAUAAGCUAAAAGUGGUGAAUUAUAUGUACUGUAGGAUGGGGUAUUUUUUUUUUUUUUGUUUGUUCUCAUGCUCUUUCCUCCACUUAAGGAGUUGAGCAUUUUUAGAUCUCGUUUUUUAUGUAAACCCAGUCAGUGACAGAGCCAGAGGGAGGUUUGUUUAUUGAAUCAUUUUCUCAAAUCUACAAUCCACUCACUUCCCCAAUAAAAUGCAAAACUUCUAUAA
Caretta caretta (loggerhead turtle) is the source of this 4036-nucleotide messenger RNA. It is a transcript of the gene GPD1L, whose product is annotated as glycerol-3-phosphate dehydrogenase 1 like. Gene Ontology annotation, molecular function: oxidoreductase activity, acting on the CH-OH group of donors, NAD or NADP as acceptor; NAD binding; protein homodimerization activity. Lineage: Eukaryota; Metazoa; Chordata; Testudines; Cheloniidae. Gene Ontology annotation, cellular component: cytosol. The record is from RefSeq and is a predicted model, not a curated record. Gene Ontology annotation, biological process: glycerol-3-phosphate catabolic process; carbohydrate metabolic process.